UUGCUGGAUGUCGCUGGGUGAUGACGUACAUCCACGUUCCCGGUGCAGCUUGUCAACAAAAACCCAAAACAAAUUGGCGGACGCAUAAAGGUGCAGCUGAAGCGCUGAAGGGAUGCACACGUCAGUGCGUGAAAUUAAUCUCUGCUCAGACACCUCCUACUUCCUGCGGGUGGACUGGGAAGGGUGCAACUUUAGUACCGGCUUCCAGUUGCUGCUUACUGAUGGACAAGAUGCAUGGAGAGGGGAAGUGAGGGGUGAAGUGGUGUGCAAUGAGGCAGAGGAACUGGAGAUGCCAUUGGAAAGAUAUAUCGAGGACGUCGAGCAAGCCUUUACAGGGAGAGAAAACUCCAACACCUACAACUUCACUUUGACACCUAAUCCCCCAGGUCACAGUUCCACUUUGACAUAUGAGAAGAUGCAGAAGGAUAUCUCAUUCAGGCUGGGCUCCGUUCUGCUGAAGGCCGUCCCAGAGCCAGCAGAGGCAGUGAGAAAUUUACUGAUUCACAGUCUGCAGAGGGGAAAUAACCUGCAGCACCACAACCAGAGACUACAGGAGGAGAACGAGAGACUUCGAGGAGAACAGCAACACAUCACUGCAGAACUGAAGCGUUACGUUGGUGGUAAGGAAGCCCUGGAGGCAGAGCUUUACUCUCGGUUUGUCCUGGUUCUGAAUGAGAAGAAAGCAAAGAUCCGCAGUCUACAGCAGGAUGUCACAAAACUGGAGGAAAUGAGGAGUAAUGACCAACGAAAGAAAGACUCAGUAAAGUCAGGUCAGACAAGAGGUCAGGAUGAUGGUGUUGAAGCGGAUGAUUAUGGUGGCAGUACUGAUGAGGACCCAGUGGAGACGCAGUCGACUCCAGCCUCCAGUUUGGAAUCACCGACUCCGGGACCACUGGAUGAAAGCCUGAGUGACCUCACAGAUGUGGCCCCGUCUCGCAAACGGCGCUUUCGUCACCUCAGGGCCCCAGAGGCUGCAGUAAAGCGACCAAACCCAGAGACAUCUCAGAGAAAAAGGAAUGACUCCCCUGCAGGAUCCAGUAAGCAUCAGACUCCCCGGCUCUCUGCAGAUGUUGCUGCAGCAAGUUCUGCAGUGGAAGACCUUUUUGAGGAAUUCUGAUGUUCCACGUCUGCACCUUAUAGACGUAGACAAGACCACAGCAGUGAAAUGCCAAGGCAUCAUAUUUUUAUUGUGAUUGAAUGCAUCUAGUGCUGUAUCUAUAUGGAAGGAUAAAGCACUGCAAAAAAAGGCGUUCAAUGGAUGCUGAUGAGAGAAAUGCUUGGUGAUUCUUUAUAGAGCACUGUAGAGGUUGCUUUUUUUUUAGUAAAGUACACUAAUGACCAAUGUUUGGAAUAGUAAAAAUAAUAAACAUGUUUUUAUCAAAGUUUACAUUAGCUCAGGACUUCUUUGAAAUGUAUAUUUUUCUGAUAUACUUUGCAGGCUACACAUCAACAACUAAUUUUGAUAUUUGUGUAAAUAAAAAGUGAAAGCAAAUAGUUAAUGGACUGAUUCUUACAUAAUUUUCUACUCUUCUGGAGCACUUAAGUGAAGCAUCUAUAAAGCACUUUUAGUGCUUUCUGUCUAACAUUCACACUCCGAUGGAUACAUCAGGGUUAAUAUCUUGCCCCAGGAUAUUUGGCAAGCCACCAACCUUUUGAUUAGCAGAACUGAUCUAACUCCUAAGCCACCCGGGCUGUAGCUUAGGACUUGAACAGCCAGGGAUCAAACCCACAACCUAUUCAUCAAUACAAUUACAAUUACUUUUUUUAAAUUUGUCACAUACACAGUAUAACAUAUAGUGAACAUGCAGUGAAAUGCUUGUGUCCUGAGCUGCAGACAGGCUGCAGCUGUAGCCGUGCCAUUCCAGGGCUGGUUUUUAGCAGUAAGGAUACCCACCUGGUAUCGUGUAUAAUCUGGGUUGUCUGUGAAGGUUCUCAGUCAUCCAGGUCAU
Haplochromis burtoni (Burton's mouthbrooder) is the source of this 1949-nucleotide messenger RNA. RefSeq names its product X-ray repair complementing defective repair in Chinese hamster cells 4 (gene xrcc4). Gene Ontology annotation, molecular function: DNA binding. Bases 113 to 1117 code for a protein of 334 amino acids. NCBI's taxonomy places the organism in Eukaryota, Metazoa, Chordata, Actinopteri, Cichliformes, Cichlidae. The record is from RefSeq and is a predicted model, not a curated record. The transcript has 8 exons. Gene Ontology annotation, cellular component: DNA ligase IV complex; nucleus; DNA-dependent protein kinase-DNA ligase 4 complex. Gene Ontology annotation, biological process: double-strand break repair via nonhomologous end joining; immunoglobulin V(D)J recombination; positive regulation of ligase activity.